Molecule: messenger RNA, 1380 nt
Organism: Zophobas morio
Lineage: Eukaryota; Metazoa; Arthropoda; Insecta; Coleoptera; Tenebrionidae
Exons: 2
Coding region: 70-1302 (410 amino acids)
Source: RefSeq, a predicted model, not a curated record
ACGUGAAAUCUUCAGUGCAAAUACAAGUUUCUACUUUUAUGUUUAAUUAGAAGUCGUCGAGGUGACAAGAUGGAAGCAAAUUACAGUAAAACCGAAAUAAAACAAUGGCUCGAAAUUUGCUUAUUGAAAGAAAACUUGAAGAAUAUAACGGUUAAUAGUUUCAAAUUUUUAGAAAAAGGUGAAGGUUGCGUUGGAGAUAUUCUAUUUGUGUGUGCGGAAGCUACAGAUAACAACAACACAAUGAAAUCCUACAGUUUGGUUUUAAAGUGUAGCAAAGACAAUCAGGUGCUGAGGGAAAUGUCACCUAUGAAAAAUUUUUUUAUCAACGAAAUAUAUUUUUACGAUACUCUGUACCCAACAUUUACAAAGUUUCAACUUGAUCAUGGAAUCAAUAAUCCUCUCAAUGGUAUCGCAAAGUAUUAUGGCAGUUACGUUAGUGACGACAGACAAGUCAUUGUUGUUGAUGAUUUGACAGCAAAAGGCUACAGUUCAUGGGACAGGAAAAAGCCUAUGCUUAGAAAUCAUAUUGAUUUAAUCGUUCAAGAAUAUGCAAAGUUCCACGCAGUGUCUCUUGCUAUGAAAGACCAACAGUCUGAAGAAUUUGAUAUGUUAACAGAACCAUUAAAUGCACUUAUCAAAAAAUUCCAGAGUAUGGGAAAUAAUAUGAUAUUACAAUUCUGUAGUAAUAUUCAAGAAGUGUAUGAAUUGCUUCGCGAAGAUUUAGAUCAGGAAUUGUUAUUAAAAUGGAAAAAUUUUGGAAAGUUUAUGGAAACGAAUUAUCUUAAAAUGUGGCUCAGCUACAAAGGUUUUAGAGUGGUCAAUCAUGGUGACUGCUGGAAUAAUAAUUUCCUCUUUCAGACGAAGGACCACGACUUAAAUCAACCUAGUAAAGUUGCAAUAAUAGACUGGCAAAUGCUGAGGCUUGGCCCUGCUGUUUCGGAUUUAUCACAUUUUCUUUUUACUUGUAUUUCCGAAGAAGAUAUACAAAACUUGCAAGAUAUUUUGGAGAAAUACCAUAAUUCUCUUUCAAACUAUCUACUACAGUUGCAAACUGAUCCAGCUGUAUAUUCUCGACAACAGUUUUUGGAGGAAUGGGCAAAAUAUAGCAAAUUUGGCAUUAUGAUGUCUUCAACGGCCUUGAAAGUUUGUAUUCUUGAAAAAGACGAAGCAAUUGACAUUGUGGAAGCUGCUAAUAAAGGCGACUUUUCAACCGCAUUUAAAGUUGACUUUAGAAACAAAACACUUUACAAACAAAGGAUGAAACACGUUGUCAAAUAUGUUGCUGAACACGAUCUUAUUUAAUAAAAUCAUGUUAACGACCUUUAUUACAAUAACAACUGCACGAUAAACUAUAAAAAAAAUUAAACACAGUCAACAGAU